UUACAUGAAGUAUUGCUUGGACACAAGUACAUCCUCUGACCAAGAGAAUUUGGCUUGCUCGUGGGCUCAUUGUUUUGGAAAUUGCUCGUUGAUCUGUAUAUAAACACUGGAUAGACUCGCUCGUUCCUUUUGUUCUGAACAGCGUUUAUGGUGGGAUAUUUUUCCCAAAGAAAAGACAAUCCAUUUGAAUCUGGGGAGAAAGAAGGCAUUUAGAUCCUUCAAAACAUGUUUAGUAUCUUAAAAAGACUCCUUUUCUUGCUGCUACUUGUCUUUCCCGCCGUUAUUUUUAUAACAAACGAAGGUACGUUGGCAUUUUGGCGACCAAGUCACAGACUAUAAUUAUUCAUUGUGCUCAAACUUAAAUUGUAUUCCAACUCGUCCGAUGAUGUUUUAGGCAUUUGGACUGAUUUUAUCAACACAGCGAAGCUGCAAAGGUUUCAAGUUGUACUAGUUGGAAAGAAAGUUGUGUUUGAAUGAGUGUUUUAUUCGUUCAUAUCGACUCGCCUUUGCAACACGUCAGCUUUGUGAUGUUCAUUUAUGAACGACCUUUGUAGCGAGUUGUGCUUGGCAGUGAUUACUAUUUCAUGACUGAGGACGUCUGGGUUAAGAAUUCCAUCAAUUUUAUAUCUAGUGGUAUUAUUUUGGGAAGUUAUUGGGUUAAUUCUGGCUGGUGGCUGGAUAAAAAAUAGAUACAUUUAAUAUAGGCAGUAGAUACUAGAUAGUUACAAUGUAAUACAUUGCAAAGGAGUUUGUAUAUAUAUUGGUCAACUUGUAACUUUUGUAGAGCAUAGUAGGUAGGAGGGUUUAAAUUUUUCACAGAGCAGUUGAAUGCAGCUACCAUCCAGAUUGGAAUGUUUGGAAAUUGUGCACCCAAAAUUUCAAUAGUAGAUCUGUAGAAAGAAUCGAUACUGAUAACAUAAUACAAUACCAAUAUAAAUACUGUGCUGAGUGGUUUAUAUUACCACCUUAAAAAAUAAGCAGAGACUCGACGUUUUGAGUGAAGGCCCUUCGUCAAGAGUUAGUAGCCAACAUUAGUAGUUGACGAAGGGCCUCCGCUCAAAACGUCGAGUUUCUGCUUAUUUUUUAAGGUAGUAAUAUAACCACUCGCCACAGCAUUUUCACAUUGGUACUACCCACACUGGUGCAGACAGUUUUAGUAUACCAAUAUAAAUACCCAUUAUUCAAUGUUGAAAUUUUCGAUAUAUUGGAAAAUCGAUAUUUUUCGUUAUUGAUAUCACGUUUACGUUUGUAUAUGUAAACGUGAUAUCAAGCUUUUUCGAACGCUGUCAGUUGGAGUUAUUUCAGAAGGACAAAGACGAUCAAUGUGCUAACUUUGUGCUAAAUCUUUUCUGGAACGACCCAAUAGUUUAAAGAUAAGGAAUUUCUGUUAAAAUUUCAUUGACAUCUCAGGUUUGUUAGGUGUAGCGGCAGAAGAAGAUGAGAUAAUUGAUGAUGAUGGAGUUGAGGACCUUGAUGCGGAAGGCGAUGCCGAUAUCUCGGACGAGGAUGAAGAUGGGAAAGUGGAGUCUGAAGAUGAACUAGGAGAGGAGCCUGAUGGUCCACAAAGCACAGACGCCGACACUGUAAGCGAUUUACACUUUGUGAACUUAUGGACGCUAAACUCCAGGAGGCAGCUACUGAAUGCAUUAUUUGUCUAAAAAUCAUAUCAGAUGCAACCAUGAUGGUUGAAAGUGGUGUUGAGUAGAACUUCUCAUUUCCCAUAGAAAAGUUAGCAUGUUAUUGCACUUAAAUAACCUUUUUGUGAAGUUCACAACAACAAUUUUUUAACCUGAAAGUUAAAAAAUUAUACUAGUAAAAAUGUCUGGCAUAGAACAGUCAUACAAUUAAUUAACCAAGGAAUUCUAAUUAACUCAUUAGGCUGGUGAGCAAGACGUGACGGAAGAGGAAGAACCUGAGAUCCCAACCCUGACAGCAUCACCAGAUGCUGAAACAACCAUAUUGUUCACCAGUCAUCCUGAACAAGGUAUAUUUUAGAUAUAAGUACAAAAGUUUGGAAUACCCCCCCCGUAACUAUGAAGUGUGGUUUGAAAGAGACAACUACCGGAAAAAUACAAGCGGAACUUCAAUGUUUCGAGAGAAGGCCCUUUGUCUCAAAACUUGCAUCCUCUGUACUCUUAGGGGUGACAUCAAUAUUCUAUAGGCUCUGAACAUUGUACACAUUGCAUUUUUCCAUUUUAGAAAUUGCUGCAGGAAGUAUUGUAGAUUGUCUCGUAGGAUUUACAAACAAUGGUAAAGCAGAUUUCGUCAUCGAAGCACUGGAUGCUUCACUACGAUAUCCACAAGAUUAUUCCUAUUUUAUUCAAAAUGUAAGUUUGUCUUUGAAGCCCAUAAUGUUAGCGAAGUCCACCAAUAUUGUCUGUUUACGUGUUCUUACUGUAUUUUUGAUAAUUUAGUUCACCGCAAGGUCGCUAAAUAGGCUUGUAAAACCUGGAGAGCAAGCAACCUUUGACUAUGCAUUCAAACCUCAUGAAAACCUUGGAGGACGACCAUUUGGAAUUGUUGUAGCGCUCUAUUACAAGGAUGCUGAAGGCAAGGACUGGCUGGACUCGGUCUUCAACGAAACUGUCACAUUCAAAGAACAGGAUGAAGGGUUUGAUGGUGAAACCUUUUUCCUUUAUGUCUUUGUGGCCGCAAUGGCAAUUCUUAUCAUCAUGGGAGCACAAUAUAUUCUCUCGUCAAUUGGAGUAAGUAUAUUGAGCCUUAUAAUUCCAUGCCGCUGUGGUUUGUGUCUGCGCCGCACACUUUAAAACAUAAAAGUUGUAACAAACCUGCAGCAGAUUUGUAGCAAUGCUGUUCCAACAACUUGUCAACAGGAUGUGUUCGCACUGCUUGUUCCCAAGUUGUUACAAGUUGUUCCAACAACUUGUUCCAACAACUUGUUAUCGUCCUGCAAUUCAACAAUUUGUCAACAAGUUGUGAGUGACAACCUUGUAAUAACUUGGUAAAAUAACAGCAUCGUUACAACUUGUUGACAAGCUUGCUACAAGCCUGUUGCGAACACAUCUUGUUGACAAGUUGCAAGAUUUUUAUGUGUGUUACUUGAGUCUGAAAUCUUGCAUAAAGUGUAAUGACAGAGGAUGGUCAUAUGUAAGUUCUUGCAAUUAACAUUUUGAUGUUUUUGAUAUCUGUUUAGAAGAAGAAGCCAGGGAAGCCUUACGUUGAGAUGGGAACGCAACAGAAAUCUGAUGUCGAUAUUGAUUGGCUGCCUAAAGAAACCACAACUGAAUUUGGUACGACUCUUGACUUGUGGAAACUAGGGGCACAGAAUACUACACAGAAGUCCAUCUCUAUUGUUUUGUUGCAUAAGCGCUAUUCGUCACUCGGCAAGUACCGUAAACAGAAGCAGUCCCCUCCUAGAAAUACUCAAAAUGGUGCACAUCCAGGGGGGUGACUGCUUCUGUUUACAGUACUUGCUGAGUGAUGAAUCUUCUGUGUAGUAUUCUGUGCUAUGGGGUUUGGUAAAAUCAAACUGAAACAUAUUUUUUUUGAGAAUGUGACUAAGCCUAAAUUAUCAUGAGAUGACUGCAUAUUGUAGGAAUGAAGCCGGGUCACACAUCAUUUAACAACAUCCCCAACUAAUCCAUUCAUUUAUCUCUAGGUAAAAAUUCCCCUCGUCGCUCACCACGUAAUCGACGACAGAAAAGAAACCCAGGCGCUGGCGAAGACUAAAUGUACACGUUGUUGGAGAAUUCAAGGCUUUCACAUGCUGCUAGAACAAUCUGACCAUGAAACCUUGAUACUGGGAGAAUUAGAAUUUACAAGAAAUGGAUUUCAUCCCCGUCCGUGUGGUGUUUAUAAAUAAAUUUUCACGCGCACACGAAAAUUAGAUUCUUUUGCAAGGGAUUAACUUAUGAAUUUUAACAAUCUUUUUUGCUGGCAAAUUUUACUUUUUUCACAGUAUACUGUAGAUUUUACAUGUGAAUGCAGAGUGUUUUAGAAUAUUUACAGGUUUUUGGC
Paramuricea clavata is the source of this 3978-nucleotide messenger RNA. NCBI's taxonomy places the organism in Eukaryota, Metazoa, Cnidaria, Anthozoa, Malacalcyonacea, Plexauridae. The record is from the annotation of a GenBank genome assembly.